CAUUCUGAGGCCGGAGCUGGGGUCGCCUACGUCGUCUCCUGCGCCGGGCUCAGCCUCGCUCCUGAUUGGCCACCCUCGGGGCCGCCCCCGGCCGCGCAACACCCUCGGGUACCCUCCCCAGGCUGUGGUGGAUACGCUGCCCUCUGCCUUCUUGAUCCCUGGCCCUUCCUCUGUCCCCUCCUUCUCUCCGACUACCGCAGUCCUUUCUGCCGCGCCUGCUCCCGGAGGAGCUCCCGGCUCGGUGAUGGGGUCUCGGGCCUCCACGUUACUGCGGGACGAAGAGCUUGAAGAGAUCAAGAAGGAAACUGGCUUUUCCCACAGUCAGAUCACCCGCCUCUACAGCCGGUUCACCAGCCUGGACAAAGGAGAGAAUGGGACUCUCAGCCGGGAAGACUUCCAGCGGAUUCCAGAACUUGCCAUCAACCCAUUGGGAGACCGGAUCAUCAAUGCCUUUUUUCCAGAGGGAGAGGACCAGGUAAACUUCCGUGGAUUCAUGAGAACUUUGGCUCAUUUCCGACCCAUUGAAGAUAAUGAAAAGAGUAAAGAUGUGAAUGGACCAGAACCCCUCAACAGCAGAAGCAACAAACUGCACUUUGCUUUUCGACUGUAUGAUUUGGAUAAAGAUGACAAGAUCUCCCGCGAUGAGCUGUUGCAGGUGCUACGCAUGAUGGUCGGAGUGAACAUCUCAGAUGAACAGCUGGGCAGCAUCGCAGACAGGACCAUCCAGGAGGCUGAUCAAGAUGGAGACAGCGCCAUAUCUUUCACAGAAUUUGUUAAGGUUUUGGAGAAGGUGGACGUAGAACAGAAAAUGAGCAUCCGAUUUCUUCACUAAAGGACUGAGACCAAACUAUUCCCUGCUGUCUAGUAUUUAAGAACUGGAACUUGGGAGUCCUCCUGUCCACCACCCCACCUCCACCCCAUCAUUCGCCUUCUCCCAAAGUACUACUGCUGUUGCAUGACAACCCCCAGUAUGUUCUGCCAACAUAAACUUGCCUUUGGUGUAUAAACAGGGCAUUACAGAAUGGUACACCUGGUCUGUAUCUGUUCCGUAUCGUUCGCCGGUUAUCUCCAUUUCUAAAUAUUUUCCCGACCCCAGCCCCACCCCUGUUCUGCUGCUGAAUACUCCAUGUGCAUCUCAUCUGAGAAAGUGAGAAACUGAAUCAGGUCAAGAACCUGCCAGCAUAGCUCUUUUACUGGAUGUAGACUAUGGCCACACUGCCUUCCUCCAGCAAGGCUUUGGCAUGCUCCCCUAUCCUUUUUAUGUGUUGCUUGCUUUCUGCUUCUCUUUUACCCAGUACAUCAUUCACUUAGCCUUUCAGUCUCCCUGCUUUUUAUUAAGCUUCAAUCUCCUCUGUUCUACUUAGCACCCCAAGCUAUGCCUGUUCAGUGUAUUUCUGACUUGGCAGGAUAGUUCGGUGGUCUAGCAGUUUUGAACUACCUUUACUCUUAAAUAGAUCUCUGGGAUGUUGCCUCUCCAGGAGCUUUUCAAUAACCAGCACUUCUGUCAGAAAACUGUGAUGGUCUCUUGGUCCCCUGCACUCAGCUUUGUCAUCAAAGGGCUGUGGGUUGAAGAUGUUCUUGAAAGGUGGUGGCCUUAGUGAGAGGGGUAGAGCACAGCCUUUCAGCUGACUUGCCCAGGUAGCUCUACCUCUGGCCUCUAAUGCUCAACGUACAUACCUACAUGGCUGCUCUUACUAGUACAGUGUUGACUUUUCAGAAAACAGCCAUAUGCCGACAGAUUUGCCUAGUUUGGGGAGACUGUUACCACUGGAAUGGCUGCUCUGGCAGUAUGCUUGGGGACUUUCUCAUGGCUGUUUGAACAGUGAGGCUGGACACCCUAAAAGCCUCAUGUAUUCCCACAUCUGCAGCAUGGUUUAUGCCUCAGUGUUAUGUGCCCUGGCAUAUUUUUCACUUCACAUUUCCAAAUAGAACGAUUAAUGUUACAGAAGUGCCUACUUAUCCCAGUCCAAAAGAUUUAAAGAUUGUCCUCAGUGUCUUGAAGUUUUGCACAAAAUACUUUAUGAAUUUUACACUUGUCAAAUGUUAAUGCUGGAAGCCAUAGUCAGCUCCCCUAAGACAGGUCCAGAGCUUUGAAUGUAUUGUAUCUUUAGUAGCCUGGUUACACUGAUUUCCUAGCUCCUCUCUUUGACUACUGCUAAUCCUUUUGAAACAAAGGGUCUGGCCCUGGUGGCACAACCUGAGGUGGCAUUACAGGCCUUUGCAUGAGCCAGAGCACAUUUUCUGCCUAAGUCAGUUUAGUAUGAACCUCAUUGAAUCAGGCUGUUGUCAUCCUAACAUCUGUCUUUAUGAGUCUGUUCAUCCUUAUAACUGCCCUUGGCUGAUUUUGUCUGGCUUAUUGCUUGUUUGCAUGUUUCCUUGCUUUGGAAGGCUAUCCAAGACGUAUAUACAGUACUUUAGGAAGGGAAUUACUAAAGGAAAAAAAAAAAAAGAAGAAGAAAGAAAGAAAGAAAUACCACUGCAAGGGAUUAGGAACAGUGGAGAACAGAGGAGUGGCCAGACUGGAAGACUCAAAUAUAAAUGACUGAAAAAUUCUUGGUGAAGUAUCAGUCUGACUGUAAUCGAGUAAGGUGGUAUAGGAAUCAUAAAAGGGAAGAUUUGUCCAACACUGAUUUGUUAGAGAGAUACUUCAAGGCUCCUUGACUUGCAUAUUUAAAGUUCCUAAAAUUAAUGGCUUUUUCCUCCUUUUGGCUGUAUAGCAAACUGUUUUAAUCCACAGUUGUGCCUUAUUGUUCCAUUAAAACUGUAUUCUCUGAUUCAUCAAUAAAUACUUGCAGUUAAAACAAUA
This is a messenger RNA of Phyllostomus hastatus (greater spear-nosed bat), 2806 nucleotides long. RefSeq names its product calcineurin like EF-hand protein 1 (gene CHP1). The coding region runs from base 245 to 832 and encodes 195 amino acids. NCBI's taxonomy places the organism in Eukaryota, Metazoa, Chordata, Mammalia, Chiroptera, Phyllostomidae. The record is from RefSeq and is a predicted model, not a curated record. Gene Ontology annotation, molecular function: calcium ion binding. The transcript is spliced from 7 exons.